Molecule: messenger RNA, 624 nt
Organism: Leptosia nina
Lineage: Eukaryota; Metazoa; Arthropoda; Insecta; Lepidoptera; Pieridae
Source: the annotation of a GenBank genome assembly
AUGAUAGCAAAUGUAUCGAGUGUUAUAUUGAAAUGCUGCAGUUUGGCCUGUGUGAUCGGUGCUGCUGGCCUUUGGGCCGGAUCGGAAGUCGAUUCCCGGCCGAAAAAAAGGGACGAACAAACCCUCGUUGGAGGAGCUAUUUGGUCGCAAUUAAUAAUACCUCUGGGUCUCAUUAUUUCUAUGGUAGUGGAGGAGGAGUUGUCCACUUUAUUGGUAACAUGUCUGGUGGCUUUUGGAACAUAUUGGUUCACGAAGUACGCUUUAAUGGACGGUCGUUUCCUAGACAAACCAGCUAACAUUACUAAUACACAGAAGAGUAACAAAAGCCAGGAUGGUAGCGGUGAUGGAGGGGGAAGCGGUGACGGCAUGGGCAGUGGAGAUGGAAUAGGUGGUAGCGGCUAUUACGGUGGUAGUGGUCAUGGGGAGAAAUAUCCUGGAACACAUGAAGGAAGACCGGGCGGACCAGGCGUGGCCCCGGGGGGUCAAGAUCUCUACGGACCUGGUGCUGGUCCCCCUGGCACAGCAGACUCACACAUGGUUCCACCUGGGCCACAUAGUCCACCACAGAAACCAGAUAACGAGCUUACGCCAGAUCCAACGCCAGGGCAGGAAUUGUUUUAUUAG